UGGUAGGUAAGUUUGGUACCUAUUUCUAAUGAAAGGCGAUAAGCCGUUUGUCAAAUGCUCGUAUUAACGACAAUUCUCUUCGAAGGAGAUAGUUAUUCACCAACUUCUCAUUCCAGAUAGCUUCAGAUCACUAUAUUUUGUGAAAUUAAUUCCAUGAAAACGGACUCGAAUACCAGGGUUAUCAACAACAAUGAAAAAUUUGGUAGGUAAGUUGUAUUUUCCACCCUUGUUGGUUCCAUCUUGUAUGUGUUGGACACUUCAAUAUCUUCUUCCCAAGGACCAAGACCCCAACUUUCCCUCCAAACCAACUUUCCCAAGGACCUAAAACCCUUAAAACCCUGCCCCCUUUUUGUUAUCUCAUAUACUCUAUCAUCACUUGCACUCAAUUUCCCAUGAAAUCAUACCUACAAAUAGUCUUUACGUGAAAAAUUUCAGCCCCAAAAUCCUAAAAAAACUCAACACAUACAUGUUACCAUUAUCAAGAAUGAAAUCAGUCCUUUCCCCAGUACUUUCAAGACCCACCACCAUGUUUGUAUGCAGGAGAUAUGGGGUUCUUAGUACAUUCAAGAACCCUAAUUCUGUUCAAACAAUAAACCCCAGGAGUAAAGUUUCUCCCUUUAGGUGUUCUACUGUGCAAAACCAUAAUCAAAUUCGGGUCUUGAAUAGUGAGGCAUCGGGUCCGGGUUCGGGUUCUGGUGAGGUUCAUGUGAUUGUGGGUCCUAUGUUUGCUGGGAAAACUACUACUCUUUUGAAGAGGAUUAAGUCUGAAAGAAGCAAUGGCAGUUUUCAGGCGAAUGGCGUAAAGAAUUCCCUCUAUUUGGAUGAGACAAUAAAAGGUCUCUGUUUCUCAGGAAGGGUGGCUGAAGCAGUUGGAAUAUUGUGCCGCUCUGGUGUACAGGUGGAGGCAGAAACUUAUUCCCUUGUUUUGCAAGAGUGCAUUUUCCGCCAAGCUUAUAAGAAAGGGAAAAGAGUCCAUUGGCAAAUGAUUACUGUCAGCUUUGUUCCAAAUGAGUAUCUGAGUAUUAAGUUGUUAAUUUUGUAUGCCAAAGCAGGAGACUUGGAUACAUCACACAUUAUAUUUGAUAAGUUGCAAUUCAAAACCCUGGUUUCAUGGAACGCUAUGAUUGCUGGGUAUGUGCAGAAGGGCAUGGAGGAAGUAGGCCUGAGUCUGUACCAUGAUAUGAAACAGAGAGAUGUACUUCCAGACCAGUAUACCUUUUCAUCAGUUUUUAGAGCCUGUGCCUCUUUAGCUGUCCUGGACCAGGGCAAGCAAGCACAUGCUUUGUUGAUUAAAAGCCAAAUUAGUGGAAAUAUUGUAGUUAAUAGUGCGCUUAUGGACAUGUAUUUCAAGUGUAGUUCUCCAUCUGAUGGCUAUCUUGUGUUUAGUAAGUCCUUGGAAAGGAAUGUGAUAACAUGGACUGCUCUGAUAUCAGGGUAUGGACAAAAUGGAAGAAUAAAAGAUGUUUUGGAAUCAUUUCAUAGGAUGAUAGAUGAAGGAUAUAGGCCAAACCAUGUUACUUUUCUUGCAGUUCUUUCUGCUUGUAGCCACAGAGGUCUGGUAGAUAGAGGUAAGGAGUAUUUUUCAUCUAUGAUGAGAGAUUAUGGGCUUCAACCAAGAGGAAAACACUAUGCAGCUAUAGUGGAUCUUCUAGGCCGUGCUGGAAGAUUACAAGAGGCUCAUGAGUUUGUCAAAAACUCACGUUGUGUAGAGCACCCAGUAUUAUGGGGCGCCUUACUUGGGGCUUGUAAGAUUCAUGGUGACAUUGAGAUGGUAAAACUUGCUGCUAGAAAUUUCUUCGACUUGGAGCCUGAGAAUGCAGGCAAAUAUGUUGUCUUGUCUAAUGCUUAUGCUUCUUUUGGUUUGUGGAACAAUGUUGCGGAGAUAAGGAGACUGAUGAAGGGCUCUGGGGUGAAAAAGGAGCCUGGUUAUAGUAUGAUUGAGGUUCAAAGACAAGCACAUUUCUUCUUUAUGGAGCAUAAUGCUCAUGAGCAGACUAAUGAGAUAUAUAAAUUGGUCAAAGAUAUGGCAGGUAUCUUAAAAGACGCUGGGGAUGUUCAAGAUUUACUGAGUUAAAGGGGAAGACAAACGACAAUAUAGAAGUGUAGCAAUUAUAAAGUCGGACAAGGAUACAAGAUAUGGGUUGGAUUCCAUUGUGACACAUGAUGGGGAUAGAUUGCCAUGCUGGCCUUUAGCUAAUCUGUCGUCAUUCAAACAGAGAUGUGGUUCUGAUGCUUACAGUAAGGUAACGCUAUAACGGGAAAAUGUUGAGAUGUGAAUAUAUUAGAUAAUCAUUGUAGGACCUUCUCAACGUGUAGUUAAGAGUGCUAGCAGCCUAGCAGUGUUAGCAACAGAAAAUAUUCUCCUAAAUAUGGGGCAAAGAAUAUUUUUGAGUGCAUUCUUCCGAAAUUUUUUAAUUCGAAGGGUAGAAUUUUAAUUCUUGAAAAGUUGGGGACUCCACCCCUCCAAAUAUACCCCUAGGUGUGAGGGGAAAUGAUAUAAUCAUGAAGCACUCUUUUGUAAGUUGGUCUCUGAACUUUCUUUGCUAAUAUGCACUCUUUUGUAAGUUGGUCACUGAACUUUGCUAGUAUGUAACAAUAACGUAUUAUGACUUUUAUCAUCAUUCAUUUUUCUUUGUAUGUGUGACUACCCUUUUUGGGACUGUUACGUGG
Molecule: messenger RNA, 2670 nt
Organism: Solanum dulcamara
Lineage: Eukaryota; Viridiplantae; Streptophyta; Magnoliopsida; Solanales; Solanaceae
Product: thymidine kinase a-like
Exons: 3
Coding region: 467-2074 (535 amino acids)
Biological process (GO): thymidine metabolic process; RNA modification
Molecular function (GO): protein binding; RNA binding; thymidine kinase activity
Source: RefSeq, a predicted model, not a curated record